AACCGGAACGUGCAGGGGAAGAUUCGCAUUUUUAACCGUCCUGCUCUGAUGGAAAUUCCUUUCUUGAAAUUUACUUUAAAUGAGACUAAGAGAUGAAUACGAAAUAUCAAGUUGUUCAGCUGCUGCUUUUCCUGAUUCUAUUAUGGAUCGUCGUCUGUGAGGGGCAGAUCAUAUUCGAAAAAAAUAGCAGGCAUCUUCUUGAUGGUAGCUGCAAGACUCCAGAAAGGAAGAAAGGAACUUGCACGUACUGGACGAAGUGCAUAUCCAUAAAUAAAAAAAUUAAAAGCUGGGAUCAGCUUAGGCCUUAUGUGUGCGGUUUUGUCGGCUUUCAGCCAAAGAUAUGUUGUCCCUCAUCUCGUCAAAGAUAUGUCUCAAAUUCUCAUAGAGAUACGAUUCCUCAAAUGUACAACAACUUCGGAACGAUAGCCACAACUACCGAGGAUAGUCUGGUCCUCACCACACCUAUUGCCAAUUUUUCUGGAUCACCGGGUAACAGUAGUGAAAAGCCCAGUUUUUUGCCAGAUGAUUGUGGUUGGACACUCUUUACGGUCAAUCAAGUAAUCGGUGGUCAAGAGGCUGAGAAAGGAAGCUGGCCCUGGAUGGCGGUUAUUUUUGAAGUCAAGAAAAGUGGCUCCAAGAAAUCAGACUGCGGUGGAGUCCUGGUGACUGCAAGGCACGUGGUUACGGCUGCACACUGCGUGGUGAAAAGAAAUACUAUUACACCUAUUGUCCCUAGCCGACUCCUGAUCAGGUUGGGUGCUCACAACCUGAGCAUUGACAACGAGCCUGGUGCUACCGACGUCGGUGUGGAUGCCGUCCGAAUUCAUGAAAGGUAUGAUCCUAGAAUUCAUACGAAUGACAUUGCAGUCCUUCGACUCAACCAGUCCGUUCCAUUCUCGAAUAGCACUUCCCCCGUCUGCCUUCCUUACAACUAUCUGCGGAAUAUUGAUCUUUCCUGGAAGAUUGCUACAGUCACUGGAUUCGGAUUGACAUCCGUUAAUGGGUCUUAUAGUGAUGUUUUGAUGGAAGUGACUUUUGACAUCAUAGAUCAGGAAACAUGCAGGAAGUCAUAUGCGAAAGAUAUUCGGAUUACUGAUGGACAUUUAUGUGCUGGAAGUCUCGAUGGAUCUGCAGAUUCGUGUCUGGGUGAUUCUGGAGGACCCCUGGUGACUGUAGGAAAGGGAAAGAGAUUCUAUCUUGUUGGAAUUGUUUCCUUUGGGAAGAAAUGUGUCCUCUCUGGUUUUCCUGGAAUUUACACCAGAGUUACAAAGUACCUGGACUGGUUAACACCCAAACUUGCGGACUGAAUGCUAUGAGAGGAAAAAGAUAGGUCUAUUUAAAAAUCUUUUGAUAGUUCCUGCCUUGAGGAGACUUACGACUAUGGAUUCAUGGAAAAUCCAGAAAGUUUAUAGAAUAUUUGUUGAUUUAUUUAUUACGAACUUUUAUUUAAUUUGUCCUUUUUACUAUUUGUUGAAAUUCGCAAUCAUAUGUCAUUGA
Messenger RNA from Argiope bruennichi, 1497 nucleotides. Its product is annotated as proclotting enzyme-like. The record is from RefSeq and is a predicted model, not a curated record. NCBI's taxonomy places the organism in Eukaryota, Metazoa, Arthropoda, Arachnida, Araneae, Araneidae. The transcript is spliced from 8 exons. Gene Ontology annotation, biological process: proteolysis. Gene Ontology annotation, molecular function: serine-type endopeptidase activity. The coding region runs from base 93 to 1307 and encodes 404 amino acids.